UGAUGCACCCUUGCUCCAAAGAGUGCUGCGACAGUUCUCCCUCUACACAGAGUUCCAGCAGGUGGUGUCUGGGUUUGUGGAUACCUUACCGCUAAGCAGGAACCUCCAUCCUGAUCUGCCCAGUUAUUCUCAGGUGAAUCUGGUCCAGCACUUCCUGGGAAAGACCUACAACGCCCAUGAUGCAUUGGAGGACGCCAGCAUACUGCAGGAGCUGUUCAACUCAUGGAGUCCCAGCAAUGAAAGCAUUAAACUGUCCACGAUGUCUGGUGACGAAAUGAUUGUUUUCUUUGACCUGGAGACCACUGGAUUAGACACUAAAGUGUGUGACAUCAUCCAGUUGUCGGCCAUCCAUGAAGAUAGAGACUUUAACGUCUACAUCCUCCCCAGCCGCCCCAUCCAUGAGAGAGCCUCAGAGGUGAAUGGCUUCACGGUCGGGGAUGGCCGCCUGCUUUUAAACGGGACCCCUGUGGACACAGUCCCUCUUGUUGAUGCUCUCACCUCCUUCAUCGACUUCCUUCGCUCCUUCCAGCGUCCCGUGCUGCUGGCGGCCCACAAUGCAGAGCAGUUUGAUGCACCCUUGCUCCAAAGAGUGCUGCGACAGUUCUCCCUCUACACAGAGUUCCAGCAGGUGGUGUCUGGGUUUGUGGAUACCUUACCGCUAAGCAGGAACCUCCAUCCUGAUCUGCCCAGUAAUUCUCAGGUGAAUCUGGUCCAGCACUUCCUGGGAAAGACCUACAACGCCCAUGAUGCAUUGGAGGACGCCAGGCAUACUGCAGGAGCUGUUCAACUCAUGGAGUCCCAGCAAGAGGAGCAUCUUAAACGUUACCUUCCAAAUUUAAGCCUUCAGAAAAAAAAUCUAGUUAAUCUAGAGAAUAUGAUGCAAUUAAUAUCUAACAAUUUGCUAUUGUGUCGCCAAUACAUGUUUUGAUCGUAAUGAAUCACAAUGUACACAUAUACAUAUACACACGUUGACACAAUCACACCAUGAACGUGUCACUCACAUAGCAUGAAAUACACCUUCAUAAACACCACACAUUUGUUACGUAUAUUACUUUAUUAUACUCUUUACUCAUAAGAGUUUGCUUGCUAAAGUACUAGUAUACAACUUGUACUCAUUUAAGCUCAUCAGAGUACACAGUUAGAGUACUCAUAGUCGCAUUGUACGCAUCAUAUUAAUUUGUUGCUUGAACCUUGUAUGUAGGAAAAGUCCUCCUCCGUUGUGUCAGUGUGAACAGCUCGAAAGGGUUAACUUCAAGAUGAAUGUGGGUGAAAGGUUUUUAUUUGUAUCUUUUAUAUUUCUCCAUAAUACUUUAUGAAUAAUUUUAAGGGUUUUUGAUUUAAUGGUUCUACAAUAAUUAUGUUCUGGGGAAAAAAUAAAGAGUUUUUAAACA
Messenger RNA from Cottoperca gobio, 1391 nucleotides. RefSeq names its product DNA polymerase III PolC-type-like. The record is from RefSeq and is a predicted model, not a curated record. Gene Ontology annotation, cellular component: cytoplasm. The coding region runs from base 260 to 928 and encodes 222 amino acids. Gene Ontology annotation, biological process: DNA catabolic process. Lineage: Eukaryota; Metazoa; Chordata; Actinopteri; Perciformes; Bovichtidae. The transcript is spliced from 3 exons. Gene Ontology annotation, molecular function: 3'-5'-DNA exonuclease activity; nucleic acid binding.